Auxenochlorella protothecoides is the source of this 729-nucleotide messenger RNA. RefSeq lists its product as hypothetical. Lineage: Eukaryota; Viridiplantae; Chlorophyta; Trebouxiophyceae; Chlorellales; Chlorellaceae. The record is from RefSeq and is a predicted model, not a curated record. The transcript has 4 exons. Gene Ontology annotation, molecular function: acyltransferase activity, transferring groups other than amino-acyl groups. The coding region runs from base 1 to 729 and encodes 242 amino acids.
AUGAAGGCCUGCGUGAAUGAGAAGGGCCAGAUCCAGGCCUUGGUGGUGACCUCCACCGUGGACGAUGCCCUGUGGAUCCACGCCGUGUUCACCAACGAGGAGUUCCGGCGCCAACGAUACGCGCACCGCUUGAUCGCCUCCGUGAUGAGUGAGGCGGGGUGCCGCACCGUCCGAGCCGCGCUGCCCAGCCUCAACCCCGGCUCCCAGGCCCUGUUUUCUGGGCUGGGAUUCCACCACGUCACCGACGUCCUAGCCUGGCCAAGCUGGGAGACCUCCAGCGCGCUGCACCUCUCCAUCACCCAGGGGCUGUCGGUGGAUCUAUUAGUCCUGCACCCGCCCCAGGAGCAGGAGGCCCACAGCAUUGCACACGCCGCCAAGGCAAGGGGUGGUGCGAGGGACUUCCUGCCCGGCGAGCGCACGCUCUUCCCCCUCACCCACUCUACCAUGGUGGCCGCGCUGAGUGAGCGCCGGGUCUGGGCGCUGCCGGGCCCCGACGGCAAGCCGGUGGCGGUGCUGGCGGGGGCCACCACGCCGCGCGGCAUGGCCAUUGCCAGCGUGGCGGCCGCCUCGCCCGCAGGCCUGGAGGCGGCGCUGGUGGCCGCGCGCCUGCACCUCCCCCGCGCCUGCCGCUUCUACAUCCUCGCCGGCUGCGACCCGCUGCGCCUCAUGGGCGACCAGUUCUCCAUCACCCAAAUCUGGGAGCGGGCGGCGGGGCACCUCGCCAGCUGA